Acanthamoeba castellanii str. Neff is the source of this 417-nucleotide messenger RNA. RefSeq names its product Actophorin, putative. Gene Ontology annotation, molecular function: actin filament binding. Gene Ontology annotation, cellular component: cytoplasm; actin cytoskeleton. The record is from RefSeq and is a predicted model, not a curated record. The coding region runs from base 1 to 417 and encodes 138 amino acids. Gene Ontology annotation, biological process: actin filament depolymerization. The transcript is spliced from 2 exons. NCBI's taxonomy places the organism in Eukaryota, Discosea, Longamoebia, Acanthamoebidae.
AUGUCCGGCAUUGCUGUCUCUGACGAUUGCGUCCAGAAGUUCAACGAGCUCAAGCUCGGCCACCAGCACCGUUAUGUCACCUUCAAGAUGAACGCCUCCAACACCGAGGUGGUCGUCGAGCACGUCGGUGGCCCCAACGCCACCUACGAGGAUUUCAAGUCGCAGCUCCCCGAGAGGGACUGCCGCUAUGCCAUCUUCGACUACGAGUUCCAGGUUGACGGCGGUCAGAGGAACAAGAUCACCUUCAUCCUCUGGGCUCCCGACUCUGCCCCCAUCAAGUCCAAGAUGAUGUACACCUCCACCAAGGACUCCAUCAAGAAGAAGCUCGUCGGCAUUCAGGUUGAGGUCCAGGCCACCGACGCCGCUGAGAUCUCCGAGGAUGCCGUCUCCGAGAGGGCCAAGAAGGACGUCAAAUAG